CGGAGGGCCGAAUUCAUGCAUUUGCCAGUAUAUGUGUCCUUCGGAAACUAGCAAACAAAAUAGGUUAAAACGAAGCCUAUCUGAUGUUUCUUGAAAACGUCGCUGAGUUUGGUUGAGCGUAUCAAGUGGCGCGGCUGAUAAGGACCUCCUGGUUGCAAAGCGACCUUUAUCGCCAGAGUCGAAGUGACAGCGAAUAUCGUCUGGUAUGAGCAAGACGGAAUACUGGAAUGACAAGAGAGCUUUUUUUAUCGCUCUGGAGGAGGUUACUAUUCAGAAGUGUCGAUUUCGUUGCUCUGCAGAUUAGCGUAUCGCGCAUUAUCACGGCGCCUCGCUUGUAUGCAGGCAAGCUCGCGUCCUCUUGCUCCGUUCAGAGCUCAACACACUACCGGCACGUGCCGAGAGUCUUGGCGGAGGUACCUCAGUUUGCCGCCAUGAAGGUGCUGGGCGUGGAGUUCGCGCCGCUGAACGUUCCACUCAAGCGACGGCUGCAGACGGCGAGCGUGCUCUACCUCGCGGUGUCCUUCGUGUUUGGAGGGCUCUUCUGGAGCGCCCUGUUUGCCUACGUCUUCUUCUACACGAACUACUACUACAUACCGCUGCUCUACGCCAUCUGGUAUCUGUACGACCGCGACACGCCCAAGCGUGGCGGCCGCCAGAGUCGAUGGGUGCGCAACUGGCGGCUCCACAAGUACGCCGGAGACUACUACCCGGCAAAGCUGGUCAAGACGAGCGAUCUGACUCCGGCCAGGAACUACAUCCUGGGAUACCACCCGCACGGCAUCAUGUGCAUGGGUGCCAUGUGCAACUUCGGCACCGAGGCCUCCGGUAUCGCCGACCUGUUCCCGGGCAUACGUAUUCACGUCCUCACCCUGAACGUCAACUUCAUGUUCCCAAUUCAGAGGGAAUUGCUGAUGUCUCACGGCCUGUGUUCUGUCGACAGAGAGAGCCUCGACUGGAUCUUGACUAAGCAGGGAACGGGCAACGCCGCCGUCAUCGCGGUGGGAGGGGCCCAGGAAUCGCUCGACGCGCACAAGGACAGCUACAUCAUCACUCUCAAGAACCGGAAGGGGUUCAUCCGAUGUGCUCUCAAGAGCGGCGCCGACUUGGUUCCUGUUUUCUCGUUCGGCGAGAACAACAUCUUCUACCAGCUGAAGAACCCGCGGGGCUCGAGGCUGCGAUGGCUGCAGGAGAAGCUCAAGAGCAUCACGGGAGUCGCCCCGCCCAUCUUUUACGGGAGAGGAAUCCUGCAGUACAAGUGGGGAUACAUGCCGUUCAGGGAGAAGAUCGUUAGCGUCGUGGGCAGCCCUAUUCGUGUGGAGAAGAAUGAAAACCCAACCGACGAGGAAGUGGACCUGCUGCACGAAAAAUACAUGGCGUCUCUGAGGCAGUUAUUCGAGGACCACAAAGAACAAUAUGCUUCCAAAGAAUGCACUCUCACAAUCGUGUGAUUAAGCCGCAGUCCAUAGGCCAUUGUUACGAUUCAGCCGCAACACAUCGCCAUUACGAAUUCAGGGAAGACAUGUCACCGCAUCAAGCACGGCAAGCGGGUUCCAGUACGUAGGCUACAAUACCGGCUAUGUCUGUUCUAGUCACUAAAACGUUCACAAAGCUGCGAACGACGUUCAUUCUCAUUUUUCAGUUCAUCAGACAGAUUCCUUUGCAAGACUGAAAUGCCAAGCGUGUUCGCAAGAUUUGUUUUAUGGGGAUGGCUGUUUAACACUGUUCUCUGCAUUUCGCACCUGGUACAAAGGCUGUCAAUGAAACUAUCGGUUAUGGCGGCUCACACGGAACAAUUUAUAAGGUAGGCCUCCGUUAAGCAGAUCAGGACUGCACUACAUAUAUGGUAUUCAUUAAUGUCGGACGGCGAAGGAAGAAUUGAUUGCGCUUUUUGUAGUAGCGCACGAAUUCACGAAAUAGAGGCAAUUCAAAAUUACACAAUAAGUGCACGCAAGGGAAAAUCACUUGGAACACGAGAAAAUUGUCUUCGUACGUGGGUAAAGUUAAUUGCUCUAAAAUGUCUUAGAGCGGGUGUAUCCGGUAAAUAGAGCAACACAGUUGUAUUGAGACAUCCUGAUAAGCUGAAACCUUGCUACCAGCGCUUUCAUUUCUAUGUCAAGAAAUUCUGUCUUAUUGGGUUGCGACACAAAGAUACAGUUUGCUAGUGUCUGAUCAUCAUCAUCACGCAACAACACCUAAAUCACUGCCAUAUUUACCAAGUACCCCCCCCCCACCCCCCCCCCCCCCCAAAAAAAAAAUUAUAGAAUGAGAACAUUGACUGAGUCAUCACAUCGGAAAGAUGCCGUUUGAACAAGAAAACAGUGCAUAAACACACACAAGCGAGAUGGUUGCGUUUCCUUGUUGAAGAGUAAUGACAAACACAAGAAAGAGACAUGUGUACAAAAGCUCUAAAGUGGCUCUUUAUUUUAUAAUAGAAAACGGGAGUGAGACUUGUCCGUACGUCCUCUGGCGAGCAUGCAUUGCGAGCAUCAGCCCUACGUCUGUGAUUUCGCAAAUAAAGGCUUUUUUUUCGACACCACAGGCUCAGUUACCAACCUUAAAA
This is a messenger RNA of Dermacentor albipictus, 2560 nucleotides long. Its product is annotated as 2-acylglycerol O-acyltransferase 2-A-like. Lineage: Eukaryota; Metazoa; Arthropoda; Arachnida; Ixodida; Ixodidae. The record is from RefSeq and is a predicted model, not a curated record.